This is a messenger RNA of Endocarpon pusillum Z07020, 363 nucleotides long. RefSeq lists its product as uncharacterized. The record is from RefSeq and is a predicted model, not a curated record. The transcript has a single exon. Bases 1 to 363 code for a protein of 120 amino acids. Lineage: Eukaryota; Fungi; Ascomycota; Eurotiomycetes; Verrucariales; Verrucariaceae.
AUGGAACCUAGCAGCAGUCCUUGUGGUGCUCUUUUAAUUGCCAACGUCCUGACAGGGUGUCUCGUCGCCAAUGCAGCACUACUUACAGACAUCAAUCGAGAAAGUGCUGCGUCCGCCGGAGCGGCAAUCAAUUUAGCUACGUGCCUACUUGGUGCGGGUGGUGUUGGGGCUGCCACACCCUUGAUUGACGCCAUCGGUAUUGGACCCACCGCGACCUUGACUGCGGGUCUAUGGAUUGUAACGGCACCAGCUCUAUGGUCGGUCUACCGACAUGGGCAUCGCUGGAGAAUUGCCAAAGCAGCGAAGCGUAAGAAGAAAAAGGAAAGUGCUGGGGAUGAGCCAGCCGCAGACCAACCUGCUUAA